Molecule: messenger RNA, 3279 nt
Organism: Metarhizium brunneum ARSEF 3297
Lineage: Eukaryota; Fungi; Ascomycota; Sordariomycetes; Hypocreales; Clavicipitaceae
Gene: TERT
Product: Telomerase reverse transcriptase
Biological process (GO): telomere maintenance via telomerase
Cellular component (GO): telomerase catalytic core complex
Molecular function (GO): telomerase RNA binding; telomeric repeat DNA binding
Source: RefSeq, a predicted model, not a curated record
AUGACUUCUGGCCGAAAGCGAAAGCGUCAUGAGCGAGACGCGUCAAAUUCGGACAACGGCGUCGUGGCUUGUGACGGGCCCGUCAGGAGGGAUCUCCUACGACACGCUUAUGCUACCGUAUUGACUCUGCGGGAGUAUGCCUUGCUCAAGCUUCCAAGCAGCUCCAGACUGCGUCGAAAAAAGAUCAGUUCCCUCGGCAAGGGUAAUUCCGUCAGUGAACUGGAAGCAGCCGUUUCCGAAUUUCUGGAUUCGACAUUAAUCUGCGACUCCAAGGCCAUUUUGCAGACCGAUAAUGCCCUUUACGCACAGUGGUUGUCAUUUUCGCAAAAUGGAGACGAGUCGCAUGUGACUAUAUCGGGUGACUUGCCCGCAUCCGAGAACACGCUAUCAGAGCUUGUGGACUUUGCCAUAUGGUCCCUUUUCAAUAGGCAGAAGACGCCAGGUGCAUGGCCGAAACACCUUCUCUGCGAUGGAUACCGUAAACGAACCAAAGAGGGUGAUCCUCAAAACACUUCCAUCCCAGGUGUGUGGAGGGAGUAUCCGAAUCAUCACGCUGCGGCCUUGAGACGACAGCCUUGGCCGCAGGUGCUGGCAUUGCUGGGUCAUUCGGGACAGAGAGUCAUGGUUGAUCUUCUCAUUGAACGCUCCAUUUUUGUGACAAUUGACGCAGGAAUUGGCAACUACUACCAGAUAAGCGGCAUUCCCCUCUCCGAGUUGCAAUUUGGCGGUAACCGUAGUAGCUCCAACGAGCCUCGCAAACCGUCAGACAUCUCACUGGUAAGAAGCCGCAUAUUCUAUGCCAGGCCAGUUCUCACAGCGCGCGGCCGGGUUCGGCAUGGUUUCAAAUCCAUUCAUGUUCUCAAUCGGUGUUGCGCCGGCAAAGAUGACGGGACGAGUCACCAUGCCGAAAAAAUGAAGGCGAGCACGACCAAGCUCACUAUGUAUAUGUUUCCAAGACAGUUUGGGUUACACAAUGUCUUCACUUCCAACGUGAACGUCUCGGAGACAGCGCAAAAGUUUCAAGACUACACCUCGCGGGAGGAGGAGAUCAAAGAGUUUACCAAAGAUCCUAAACAUUGCUCAAAGAAUGGGACACCAAGGCUGCCCAAGCGUCUAAGGGGGGAAGCCUGGCGCCUCGUUCAGAGACUUCAGAUACUCCAUAGCCGCUGUUCAUACGAAGAACUUCUAAGACACUACUGCCCUUCUCAGAUUGGCGGAUCGCGGGCCCAUGAAUCCUCUUUUCCGCUGGACGAAAGAUCCCAGGUGACGGACCUUGGCAAAGGGCAACGCAGAAUAGAGCCGCCAGCCCCUGUUGCGACCAACGACCGUCAGCAGAUAAUCCCGACGCCCAAGCCGCCGCUGGGUGGCUUUCAAUCCAACUCAGUGGUUAAAUUAGCGACUUCAUCCUCUCAGGUAUCUGCAUUUUGCCAGGCAGCUCUGACACAUAUCGUGCCCAACGAUUUCUGGGGCACAGGUGAAACCCUUUUCCACAACAAGGCCAUGUUCCUUCGCAGCGUCGACCACUUUAUCAGACUUCGGCGAUUUGAGACCAUGACCUUGCACGAAAUAUACCAAGGGAUGAAGACGGCUCACAUCCCAUGGCUACAACCUCCAGGCGUGGGGACCCAAAAAGCCGGCCUGACGGACAUAAAGAAACGCUGCGAGCUCUUUUACGAAUUUUUGUAUUAUUUAUUCGAUUCAUUACUGAUACCACUCAUCCAAACAAACUUUUAUGUCACAGAGUCCAACACCCACCGCUACCAAGUGUUUUAUUUCCACCACGAUGUUUGGCGCCGUAUCGCAGAACCAACUCUGUCGGUUAUGAAGUCGGACAUGUUCGAGGAGAUGACAAUCACCAGCGCCAAUGAAAUUCUUGAAUCCAGGGAUCUAGGAUUCAGUCAAAUUCGGCUGCUUCCCAAAGGACAAAAAUUGCGACCAAUUAUGAAUCUGCGCAGGAGACAACCAACUAGAACAGGGGCCAAGGUUCUGAAGCGCAGCAUCAACUCCUUUCUUGGGCCAGUCCACACGGCUUUGAAGUUUGAAAAGAUGACGAACCCGCAACAACUAGCAUCAUCGCUGUUCUCCGUCAGCGACAUGUAUGCCAAACUCAAGAUGUUUAAACUGUCUCUCCCCAGUGGAUCGAGCCAAUUGUUUUUCGCCAAGGUCGACGUCCAGUCCGCCUUCGACACCAUCCCCCAAGACGCCAUCAUACAACUCAUGAAAUCCAUACCAAGCCAGCAAGGAUACACCUUCACCAAACACGCAGAAGUGCAACCCGGCGAGCGGGCCAUGAUGGCACCAGAAAAGACUGCCACCAAAGCAAUUCGGCGAUGGCACGCAUCCGUCCUUGCUCGGGACAUGCCACCGUUCGUGGACCGGCUCCGGCAUGGCCUAGCAAGUAAGAAGAGAAACACUGUUUUUGUCGACCGCGUAGCGCUGGAAGGUUGGGAUACGGAAUCGCUUCUUUCCCUGUUAGCCGACCAUGUUCAAAGAAAUUUGGUCAAGAUUGGCAAGAAGUAUUACCGUCAGAAACGGGGGAUACCGCAAGGUUCGGUUUUAUCCUCGUUUCUGUGUAAUUACUUUUAUGCAGACCUGGAGAGAAAGCACUUGGGCUUUCUUCUGGGCCCGGAUUGCUUAUUGAUGAGGCUCAUUGAUGACUUUUUGCUCAUCACACUCGAUAAGAACAAGGCUGUGCGGUUUGUCGAGACGAUGCAUCACGGAGUUCCCCAGUAUGGGGUGGAAGUCAGUCCCGGAAAGACGCUGGUCAAUUUCGACAUGCAGAUUGAUGGCAAACCCGUCUGCAAAGCUGGCACAACGGGAUUCCCGUACUGCGGAACACGGAUUGACGACAGGUCGUUGGACAUUACCAAGGACGGGGAGGCGAAGGCUGCCAUUUGUGUGUCGAACUCAUUGACAGUGGACUAUGGACGAUCAGCAGGGCAAAACUUUCAGAGAAAAGUUAUCAAUGCUUUCAAGAUCCAGUCGCACCUCAUGUUCUUUGAUACAUCGCACAAUGCUCCACGGACUGUGCUUGAUUCUUUGCGUGGUGCGUUUGCUGAGACGGCGCGCAAAAUGUGGGCGUACAUACGAUGUUUGCCAAAGGGACGGCAGCCAAGUACGGCGCUGAUUACUCGCACUAUUUUGAAAGUUUCUGAAGUUGCAUUUUCGAUUAUAUCGAGCAAAUCGAGAAAGUUGCGAUAUCCCGAGUAUUCGUGUUGUAUCCAAAAGGGACAAGUCAUGAGGUACUUUCUGUUGCGUCGUACCGUUUGUGAUGAAUGA